GGAUAUGACAUCAGCUUUCUGAUCACCAACUUCCACACAGAACAGAUGUACAAACACAAGUUGGUGGACUUUGUGAUCCACUUCAUGGAGGAGAUCGACAAGGAGAUCAGUGAGAUGAAACUGUCAGUCAACGCCCGUGCACGCAUCGUGGCUGAAGAAUUCCUCAAGAACGUAAGUGGAGUCCUUCCUGGUGUCCUGCCGGGUGGGACAAGCCCUGGGCUGUGUGGUAAACUUAGCAUCUGAUGGGAAAGCGGUGCCUGCAGGUUGUUCACGUCUCCCAAGGCUGCGGGUUCUCCGGUUCAUGGACAGUUACUUGUUGCCUUGGAGUGGAAAGGCCCGGCCUGUGGUUCAUCUUUGAGUGAUGCAGAGUAUGGGAUAUUAAUCAGAUCCACUACUCACAGAUUUAAAUACUUCUCUUUAAAAUCUGUUUCUCAGGCACUAAGGGAUAAUUUCUUCAACCUCUUUCCGAUUGCUUUCAGGGUUUUGGGCCUCCAGGUUUUUCUGAAAUUGUGGCUUUUUA
Messenger RNA from Fukomys damarensis (Damara mole-rat), 520 nucleotides. RefSeq names its product actin-related protein 2/3 complex subunit 4. The record is from RefSeq and is a predicted model, not a curated record. The transcript has a single exon. Gene Ontology annotation, molecular function: actin filament binding. Gene Ontology annotation, biological process: actin filament polymerization; Arp2/3 complex-mediated actin nucleation. The annotation marks the transcript as partial. NCBI's taxonomy places the organism in Eukaryota, Metazoa, Chordata, Mammalia, Rodentia, Bathyergidae. Gene Ontology annotation, cellular component: actin cytoskeleton; Arp2/3 protein complex.